GAUCGUGAAUGCAUUAUUAAAUCAAAGCCUACUGAACCUGUGUUGGCUGAGGUGUCUGCCCAAAUAAUAAAUGAUCCAAAUGUUGACCUCUCAGAACUUACUAAUCAACUCUCUUCAGCACUUAGGAAAAGAAUAGUAGAGGCUGGCUAUCGUGGAGAGCUUACUGCCAGAAUAUUGAUUCUUAAAGCCUGGGAUGAUUGA
Messenger RNA from Diversispora eburnea, 201 nucleotides. NCBI's taxonomy places the organism in Eukaryota, Fungi, Glomeromycota, Glomeromycetes, Diversisporales, Diversisporaceae. The record is from the annotation of a GenBank genome assembly.